ACCUAGGAUAGCAAAAACAACAACGGCCAAGAGUGCAGCUGCAGGCAGACAAAAGAAAAAGGCAGAAUAAUAUAAAAGGGAGCGCUGUCAGUUGCAUUCUAUUCAUUCGAGCAAAAACUGUCCAAGCGAACACGUCGCGGCCAAGAGUGAUAGAAGAAAGUGAUCAAGAUCAAAGUGAUAUUUAGUUUACUAUACGAAAAUCAAAGUAUGGCGGAUACCAAGAGCAGCUUGAAGAUCCUAUUCCGAGGCAAAACGAACCUCAUCACUUGUGGACUCUCCAACACCUACGAAGAGGUCAUCUCCCAAGCCAUAUCCCGUUUCGGUAUCCCCAAGGAUCAGAGGGACGCCCUGAUUCUGACCAAUGGCGAGGACUACGUUUUCGAGGCUCAUUUGCUGGAGUAUUUCCUUCUCCUGUUUCCCUGCCCGGAGAUGACCUUUCAUUUGAGGAUCGACUGGUCGCUGAUGCGGCGAAGUCUUAGUCAAAUUGAGUCCCGCAAGCGAAAGCGUCCAAUCGACCAGGACCAGGAUCAGGAUAAGGCUGAUGAACAGAAAACGGAAGAAGACGAAGAAAAGGAGCCACCGAUGCAGGAGUACAAGCCGGUGCCCGUUUACCGGAUGAACUGCUUCCUGGGAUCGCUGCCCAGUUCAGGAGCUGUUCCCGUUCAUCGCCAGAAUAGCUUCCUCAGGGAGCAACCGCAGCAGGUGGUCGAGAUUCCCCUGCCCCGAUUGCAGGACGAGGAUCUUCAACAGCAGGAGCCACUGAAGAAGCGCCUUCGCUUGGAGGCCUGCGGAAAGUCCAGACGCACUGCGUCCACCUCAGUAGUUUCCCCCCAAGUUCCUGUCAUGCGCUCGAUUCGCAUCUGAGUCGCUGAUCAGCAUUUGUACAUAGCUAUAGUACGUAUACGAUACUCCACUCAAAUGUAGUCAUAAGCUAAAUGGUUGAACCGCUGUUCCUAAGACUAACUCUAAUUCCUAUCACACCAAACAAUCGUCCAAAAUCUAAUGUAAAUAACUAGGUAUACUAAAUAUUUUUGUUAAUAUUUUAAGUGACAGGUUUUUUCUACCCUGUCUGCUGUCUUUGGGCAGCAUAUAAUUUAAGAUUUAACUGAUUACCUAAUUCUUUUAGUUUCGAAAAACAAACUCACUUUUAUAUAAAUUAAUCUCACGUACAAUUCCAUUUUGGCUCUUUUUACAAAUUACUUUUUCAAUUGAAAUUAUUUUAUGGAUUCACGAAAUCUUUUAAUUUAAAAAACAAAUGUACUCUUUUUAAUGCAAAUAUCUUCUUUCAAUUCAAACAACAUCCUGAACAAUACUUUGCUAAUUUUUAAGACUUUUAGUCACCUUGAAAUGUUAAAAUUCAAUAAAAAUAAAGUAAAUAUAUUUUUCAAAAUUA
Drosophila ficusphila is the source of this 1393-nucleotide messenger RNA. RefSeq lists its product as uncharacterized. The transcript is spliced from 2 exons. Lineage: Eukaryota; Metazoa; Arthropoda; Insecta; Diptera; Drosophilidae. The record is from RefSeq and is a predicted model, not a curated record. Bases 208 to 864 code for a protein of 218 amino acids.